This is a messenger RNA of Closterium sp. NIES-67, 2071 nucleotides long. NCBI's taxonomy places the organism in Eukaryota, Viridiplantae, Streptophyta, Zygnematophyceae, Desmidiales, Closteriaceae. The record is from the annotation of a GenBank genome assembly.
GACCACAAGCCUAGCAUUUUCGCUCCCAGGCCUAUUUUCACUCACUCCCAACAUCUGCUGGGAGGUGUGGCCAUUGCCUACAUUUGCGAAGCUUCAAGCCUUUAUCUUCUGACAUUUCCGGCCCAGCAACCCCCAGCUUGUGAAGAGCAGCUGGUUGCUCUUCGUGCGAAGUCGGCGGCGCGUGGCUUUCAGUCUCGUACUACUUGUGUCAAGUCCCUGACAUUGGGCUUAUCUUCAUUCCGCCAGCCUAUUUUUUCGAACCAGAUCACCACUCCUGGUCUGAGACCUAUUCAGAAUCCAAACGCGCGACAACGGCGACGUAGAAAAAACGCGUUAAUCCACUGCUCGAUAAAAGGGGAUAAAAGCUUUGUCACAAUGUUUCUCCGCUCUAGCCGAAGCUCGUUGACGGCCAACAUUCUGGGCCGGCCGCCGUCGGACAUCCGCGACAAGUUCCUGCUGGGCAAGGAGCUGGGCAAGGGGCAGUUCGGCGUGACGUACCUGUGCACGGACAAGGCCACCGGCGAGCAGCUCGCGUGCAAGUCGCUCGCGAAGCGGCGGAUCGCGUCCAAGGAGGAGGUGGAGGAUAUCAGGAAGGAGAUUGCUAUCAUGCACCAUCUGGGCGGGCAUCCGCACAUCGUGCAGCUGAGGGGCGCCUUCGAGGACAAGCACAACGUGCACAUCGUCAUGGAGCUCUGCGCGGGCGGCGAACUCUUCGACCGGAUCGCCGCCCGGGGGCACUACAGUGAGCGCGCAGCGUCCUCCCUCUUCAAGACCAUGAUGGGGGUGGUGGACCACUGCCACCAGAACAAUGUCGUUCACCGAGACUUAAAGCCCGAGAACUUUCUCCUCGCGGACAAGAGGGAAGAUGCGCCGCUCAAGGUGGCGGAUUUCGGGCUCUCGUCGUUUUUCAAGGAGGGGGAGGUGUUUUCUGAGACGGUGGGGAGCGCGUUUUAUGUGGCGCCGGAGGUGCUCAAGGGGCGGUAUGACAAGGCGUGCGACGUGUGGAGCUGUGGCGUGAUUCUGUAUAUUCUGCUCAGUGGCACGCCGCCCUUCUGGGGAGACACGGAGAAGCAGAUCUUCAACCAGGUGCUGCGGGCCAACGCCGACUUCACUGCUGACCCCUGGCCCAACGUGUCAGACACCGCCAAGGACCUUGUCAAGCGCAUGCUGCACCCCGACCCCUCCAAGAGGAUUACAUCCGCUGAAGUGCUGCGCCACCCGUGGCUGUCGCAUGAGAAGCAGUCCGACCGCCCGCUGGGAGAGGCGGUGCUGAAGCGAAUCAAAAACUUCUCCGCUGCCAACAAGAUGAAGAAGCUCGCGCUCAAGGUCAUUGCAUGCAACCUCAGCAGGGAGGAGAUCCUGGGGUUGAAGAAGCUGUUCAAGGGGAUGGACAAGGACGGCAGCGGCAGCAUCACAUUCGCGGAGCUCAAGCAGGGCAUGAAGAAGCUGGGCAACCCCAUGUCGGAGGAACAGCUGCACGAGAUCAUGGAGGCGGCGGACGUGGAUCGCAGCGGCACCAUUGACUACACGGAGUUCAUCACAGCCACGAUGCAGAUGAACAAGGUGGAGAAGGAGGAGCACAUCUGGAGGGCCUUCCAGCACUUCGACCGCGACCGCAGCGGGUUCAUCACUGUGAGCGAGCUGAGGGACGCGCUGGCGAAUGAGGACAUGCUGGAGCCGGGGGAGCUGGAGCAGAUCAUCGAGGAGGUGGACACGGAUAAGAGCGGCACGAUCGACUACGAGGAGUUUGCAGCCAUGAUGAGGAAGUCGAACCAGGAGACAGCAGGCUCGGAGAAGCAGAGGCGAACUCGCAGCAUCCGGGCAGACUACUACUGAGUGUGAAGAGCACGCGACCUGAUCUGAUCUGAUCUGAUCUGAUCUGAUCUGAUCUGAUCUGACCUGAGGAAGGCUAGGUGGACUAGCAAGUUGUGGUACCGUAUAUUGAUCGAUAACCAGGUGUAGCAAGUUGUCCUGCUUUCCCUUCCCUUCCUCCCCACUUUUGAAUGUAUGGCACCUUGUCCUCCUUUUCAAAAAGUCUGAAGUUAACAGGAGAUGCCUGGAGUGAGCUGGU